This is a messenger RNA of Ilex paraguariensis (yerba mate), 357 nucleotides long. The record is from the annotation of a GenBank genome assembly. NCBI's taxonomy places the organism in Eukaryota, Viridiplantae, Streptophyta, Magnoliopsida, Aquifoliales, Aquifoliaceae.
AUGAUGAUAUCUUCUGAUCAUCUUAGCUUGCUAAUCUCGUGGCUCUCCACAUGCAGCGACGUCCGUGGUGCCCUGGAAGAGUACGGCAGUUUCGUGGCAGUUUAUGAUAAAGUUUCUUCAGAGCUCAACAAUAGAGUCCUUGGUGUCGUGAAAGAGUUGUUUGAUCUCCACACAGAAAUUAAAGCACAGAACAUUUGUGAAAAGCUUUAUAUUGGCUAUGUUGGGGAAUUGCCUAAUAUUCAAAUCCAUGAGAGCUUAGGGAUUGAAAAUGCAACAACUCUCGAAGGAGUUCAGAGUUUCACAAACCUCAUGUGGCCCUCAGGAAAUUACAAAUUCUGGUAUCAUAUUAAUCUUUAA